AUGACUUGGCUUGAAACGACAAAUCGCAAAAUCGCGGCCAGCGCUGUUGGCCGCUGGUUUCAGCUCGAAGGCUCCGGUCAUGCCCGGGAGCGCAAAGGGUCUCUGUUUUUUACCGAGAUCCGAGCUGGCCUCGCAAUCUUCUUCGCCAUGGCCUACAUCAUUGCUGUCAACGCCUCUAUUGUCUCCGAGAGUGGCGGUACCUGUGUUUGUUCCGAUGGGGGCACUUGCGACGAUAACGAGGAGUACAUGCUGUGUGUCCAGACUGUCAAGCGCGACGUCGUAACAGCCACUGCCGCCAUCUCCGCGCUCUCCACCUUCUGCAUGGGCCUCUUUGCCAAUCUUCCCGUCGGUUUGGCUCCUGGAAUGGGUCUCAAUGCCUAUUUCACCUAUACCGUUGUUGGUUACCAUGGUACUGGAAAUAUUCCAUUCGAAGUCGCACUCACCGCCAUCUUCAUUGAAGGCUUCAUCUUCUUCGGUCUCGCCCUCUUUGGGAUGCGUCAGUGGCUCGCUCGUGCCAUCCCUCGCUCCAUCAAAGUCGCCACCAGUGUCGGUAUUGGCCUGUUCCUUACCCUCAUCGGUCUCACCUACAGCGAGGGUAUCGCUCUCAUCGUACCAGGUACCGCAACACCGACCGAGCUUGCCGGUUGCGACCCCUUGAAAAUGGUGGAUGGCGUUUGUCCUUCAUCGGAGAAGAUGCGCUACCCGGCCAUGUGGAUCGGCAUCUUCUGCGGCGGCAUCUUCACAACCAUGCUUAUGCUGUACCGUGUCAAGGGCGCCAUCAUCUUCGGCAUUUUGCUCGUCAGCAUCAUCUCGUGGCCCCGAGGCACUCCCGUCACCUAUUUCCCCUACACCACCCUUGGAGAUAGUUCCUUCGACUUUUUCAAGAAUGUUGUUGACUUUCACAAGAUCCAGAAUAUCCUCAAUGUCCUGAAGUGGGAUGUUUCGGGCUACGGAGGCCAGUUUGGUCUCGCCAUUAUCACCUUCCUCUACGUUGAUAUUCUCGACUGCACUGGUACCCUGUACGGCAUGGCCCGUUUUGCAAACCUUGUCGACCCAGUGACCCAGGAUUUCGAGGGAUCUUCCACCGCCUACAUGGUAGAUGCUUUGAGCAUCUCUGUCGGUGCUGUUCUCGGCGUCCCUCCAGUCACCGCGUUUGUCGAAUCAGGCGCUGGUAUCUCGGAAGGUGGAAAAACUGGAUUGGCUGCCAUGGUCGCUGGUGUCUGCUUCUUUAUCUCCGUCUUCUUCGCCCCGAUCUUUGCCUCGAUUCCUCCGUGGGCCACUGGCUGUGUCCUUAUUCUUGUGGGCUCAAUGAUGGCCAGCUCCGUCACUGAGAUCAACUGGAAGUACCUGGGGGACGCUGUUCCCGCAUUCAUUACUAUCGCCUUCAUGCCCUUCACCUACUCCAUUGCAGAUGGUCUGAUCGCCGGAAUUUGCACCUACAUGCUGAUCAACACCCUCGUCUGGCUUAUCAAAAUUGCCUCUGGAGGCCGCAUUGUGCCCCCUAAUUAUGAGGAGAGAGAUGGAUGGACUUGGCGCAUCCCAGGUGGCGUCCUGCCGCCAUGGUUGGUUAGACUUUCUAAGGGAAAGAAAGACUUCUGGCGUUCGGAUGAGCCAGCUGUGGUUGAGACUGUUGCUCAGGGUGACAACUCUGGUGCUGAAAGGAGUACAAGCUCCGAUCACGGUGGCUUUGAGGGAGUGAAGGUGACAGACACCACGCCUGCACCUCAGACCAAGGAGACCACCAAGGAGGCCUAG
Molecule: messenger RNA, 1755 nt
Organism: Ilyonectria robusta
Lineage: Eukaryota; Fungi; Ascomycota; Sordariomycetes; Hypocreales; Nectriaceae
Product: permease family-domain-containing protein
Exons: 5
Coding region: 1-1755 (584 amino acids)
Biological process (GO): transmembrane transport
Cellular component (GO): plasma membrane
Molecular function (GO): purine nucleobase transmembrane transporter activity
Source: RefSeq, a predicted model, not a curated record